Messenger RNA from Cryptosporidium muris RN66, 6903 nucleotides. RefSeq names its product Sec63 domain-containing protein. The transcript has 4 exons. The record is from RefSeq and is a predicted model, not a curated record. Bases 1 to 6903 code for a protein of 2300 amino acids. Gene Ontology annotation, molecular function: ATP hydrolysis activity; ATP binding; nucleic acid binding. Gene Ontology annotation, cellular component: nucleus. Lineage: Eukaryota; Apicomplexa; Conoidasida; Eucoccidiorida; Cryptosporidiidae.
AUGGACGAAUAUGAGAAGCAUAAGAGGUUUGCAUAUAAAUUCAAUAGUAAUUUAGUCAUUCAGACAAAUCAAAGAAAUCGUGAAAAUGCACCUAGUGGAGAAGCAGAAAGUCUUGUAGGCAAGAUAAAGUACAAAAUGGGCGAUUUAGCUUUGUCCUCUAAGCCUAAGAAGUCUGUUGAGAAAAAUAAUGUAAAACAUUUACGAAGGAAUAAAAUAGAUAACUCUGAAAAGAUUAACAUUUUAGAUAUAGAUAUCAAUAGUUACAACACAUAUACUCCUACUACUGUGGAGACAAGAGUAGUAUAUGAAGAAUUCUUAGAUAAUCUAACCGAUAUUAUGGGAUCACAGCCUGGAAAUAUACUAAAAGAUACUUUAUUUGAAUUGAUGACUAUAUUGAAGGAUGAGGAAAUUGUUGAGGAUGAGAAACUGAGAAGAUGCUCUGAAGUUUUAGGUGAUAUAUCUAUUGAUGAUUUUAAAAAAAUGUCUCAACUAGGACGUAAACUAACUGAUUUCAAUCCAAAUUUGGAUGAUGAAGUUCCAGAGAAUGAUGAUCCUCUCGGUGUUGCAGUAGUAUUUGACGAGGAUAACUCUAAUGACCAAGAAAGGGAUUACUUAGGUAUAAUCCAAGAUGGGAGUGAUGAGGAUUAUGUUGAGGAGGAUAUAAGUGAAGAUGAAGUAGCUGAUGAAAACAAUUUAGAACAGGAGUAUGUGCGAAGAAUAGAAGAUAAAAGUCAAUCUAAGACUGAGAAAGAUAAUUAUGAAGUAGAGAUACAUAAAAUAGAUGCUUAUUGGCUUCAGCGAGAACUUUAUAGUAUAUUUAAGGAUGCAGAAAAAUCACUAGAAAUGGAAAAGUUGAUUUUAGAUAUUUUAAAAAAUGAUGAUUCUCAGGAAUGUGAAAAUUCUCUAGUAACUCUCUUUAACUAUGAACACUUUUCAUGGAUAAAAACUAUAUUAAUGAACCAAUGGAAAAUAUACUAUUGUACCCUAUUAGGUCAAGCUUCUUCUGAAGAUGAACGUGCUAAAAUAAUUGAAGAAAUGAAGAAUCAUCCUGAGGGUGCAAAUGUACUUGAUUUAAUAAAUAAACCCACCAUUUGGAAAAGCAAAGAUUUCGGAUUUCUUAAUUCAAUAAAGAAACAGAUAGAAGAGAGCCAUAUAGUUUCUGCUGAAGAUAGAGAUGUUAAUAGUGAAAAUAAGAAGUACAUGAGUGAUAUUAUUGACUUUGAUCAGUUAUAUAUGGAACAAACUACGAAUUCCAAUAUUUCAUCUAAAGUAGUACUUCCAGAAGGAUCAGAGAAAAUAGAAGGAAAGGAAUAUGAUGAAAUUAUAGUACCAUCCUUAAGGAUUAAACAAAAUGAAAAUAUCAAGGUUGUUUCAAUUGAUGAAUUACCAAAAUGGUGUCAUCCUUGUUUUAAGAGUGUUGGAAUUGAAAGAUUAAACUUAAUUCAAAGCAAAGUUUGCAAUGUAGCUUUAAAUGAAAGUGAUAAAAAUAUUUUAGUAUGUGCUCCUACAGGAUCGGGGAAAACCAAUAUUGCUUUAUUAUGUAUUCUGAAUACUUUGUCUCUAUUUAUGAGAAAAACUUCUGAAUUUUCAGUUAAUGAAGAAUUUAAUUUUGAUACUUCUAAAUUUAAGAUUGUUUAUAUAUCACCUAUGAAAGCUUUGGUUACUGAACAAGUUGAGUCCCUAAGGAUUAGACUAAGACCACUUGGAAUUGUUGUAAAUGAAAUGACUGGUGAUACUAGAGUGAGUAGAUCAUUGAUGGAAUCAACUCAAAUCUUUAUAACUACUCCAGAAAAACUGGAUGUAAUUACAAGGAAGAUGAGUGAUGGAUUGUCAGAUGUAUUAAAACUUAUAAUUAUUGAUGAAAUUCACAUGCUGCAUGAUGCACGUGGUGCUGUAUUGGAAGGCUUAGUUGCUAGAUUUAAAGAUAAUGAAAGUCAAGUAAAUUCACUCUUGAAAAACAAAAUUAGACUGGUUGGACUUUCCGCUACAUUACCAAAUUACCUUGACGUUGCAAGAUUUCUGGAAGUUGAUCCAAGAGUUGGUUUAUUUUAUUUUGGACCUGAAUAUCGUCCAGUUCCACUUAAACAAACUUAUAUUGGGAUUAGAGAAAAGAAAGGUUUCAGAAGGUUGCAAAUGCUAAACAGUAUAUUAUAUGAAAAGAUAAUGAAAAGUGUUAAAGAACACCAAAUACUAGUUUUUGUUCAUUCUAGAAAAGAUACCAUACAAACUGCAAAGUUUAUACGUGAUAAAGCUACAAGUGAUGGUUUGCUUAACUCUUUUUUCCCUGGAAAUAGCAACGUUAGCCGGGAAAUUUUACUAGAUGAAUUAAGUGGUAUAAAAUCUGAUAAUUUAAAAGAUGUAUUACCAUGUGGAAUAGCCAUUCACCAUGCAGGACUUCUCCGUACUGAUAGAAAGAUAGUUGAGGAUUUGUUUGCUGAUGGUCAUAUCCAGAUUCUAGUUACAACUGCAACACUAGCAUGGGGAGUCAAUUUACCUGCACAUACUGUAAUAAUAAAAGGAACUCAAGUAUAUAAGCCAGAAACUGGGCAAUGGAGUGAAUUAUCUCCACUGGAUAUAUUUCAAAUGAUUGGUAGGGGAGGGAGACCUCAAUAUGAUAUAGAUGGUCAUGGAAUAAUUAUUACAGAUUAUCAGAAUCUUACUUACUAUUCUUCUCUUUUUAAUCAACAAUUUUAUAUUGAAUCGCAGCUUAUAAGUAAAUUACCGGAUCUAAUUAAUGCUGAAAUUGUCCUUGGGAAUAUACAAGGAAAAUUGGAUGUGCUAAAGUGGAUUAAAAAGACAUUCUUAUAUAUUAGACUAAAAAAAAAUCCGAAGUUAUAUGGUUUGAAUGUGGACUCAUCUAUAACUAUAAAUACAUGUAUAAGGGAUACCACAGAGGACAUUACUACUGAAUUAAAUGAUGAACUAAUAGAAAAUUAUUGUACUCGUAUGGCAGAAUCUGCACUACUUACUUUAGAUAAAUUAGGUGCUAUACAAUAUGACUACAGAACGGAUAUUGUUAUACCUUCUUUACUUGGACAAAUAUCUUCAUUAUAUUACUUAAGUCCAGAAACAGUACAAGAUCUUGAAAAACAAUUAUACCCUCAAAUAAAUGAAAUUCAGCUUUUUAGACUUUUAUCUUUCUGUAAAGAAUUUAAAUUUUUACCUGUAAGGAGUGAAGAAAAAUCUGAACUGGAAAAGUUAGUAAAUAAGGUACCAAUACCAGUGCAAGGUACAGGCGAAGAUAUUGACACAAGCAUGAAGGUAAAUGUCUUGAUUCAACUUUACCUUUCUGGGUCAAGAUGGAUCAACUCUAAGUUGACAUUAUUAGCUGAUUUAUAUUCAAUUGUACAAGCAUCUCCAAGAAUAUGCAGAGCUCUUUUUGAUAUAGCUUUAAGAAAAGGCUGGUCAGGAACUGCAAAAAAGGCAUUAACAAUAGCAACGAUGAUUGAAAGGCGAUGUUGGGAAGCAAUGUGCCCUCUUAGACAAUUUAAAGGUGUAUCUGAUGAUAUAAUUAAAAGAUUAGAGAAGAAAGAUAUCCAAUGGAAUAAGUAUUAUGAUUUUACUUCACAGCAAUUAGGUGAAUUAUUGAGAUCAAACAAACUAGGUCCUGGACUUUAUAAUUUAAUACGUAAAAUACCAAAGAUAGAACUAUCUGCUACUGUUCAAUCAAUUAAUAAUACUAUAUUACAAUUUGACAUAUUAGCUAGACCAAAGUUUAACUGGGAUUUUAAUAUUCAUGGUCAACCAAUAGAUGGGAGCACUUCAAUUGAAACAAAUACUACUGGAGAAACAUUUUGGAUAUUUAUUGAAGAUUGCAACGGAGAAAAACUAUACUAUUCAGAAAUGAUUAUUAUUAAGCCUCCACCAAAUCUUUUUAAUUAUACAGAUGAAGUAAAGCUUGAUCAAAAACAUUUAUUAUCAUGCCAUAUAUUUAUUGAUCAUCCUCUACCACCAGUUUUAUUUAUUAGAGCUAUUGCUGAUCGUUGGCUACACUCAGAAACUUAUAUUCACAUAUCACUUCAAAAAAUAAUAUUACUACCUAAAGAAACACCAUUCACUGAACUAUUAGAUUUACAACCUAUGAAAAUUGAAAGUGCAUUUAGAACAAAACAAUCUAUAUCAUACAUAAGGAAAGCUAUUGAAUUUGAAGAUAUAUAUAUGGAUAGAAAGGAAUUUAAUAUGAACGAGAUUACUACAUUUAAUGCAGUGCAAACACAAUUAUUUAAUAUAUUGUAUAAUUCAAAUACAAAUUUAUUUAUAGCAGCUUCACCAAGAUCUGGGCAAUUUAUAUGCACUUGUAUUGCAAUAUCAAGACUAUUAGAGAACCUUGAAGAACCUAAAUUCUUCAAAAUAUUGUAUUUAUGUGGAAAUCCAGAAAUGUUACCUUAUAGAGCAAAUAAACUCAAAGCAGUAUUUGGUGAUAUAGUUGGUGAAUUUGCUGGGAAUGUUAAUGGAGAUGUUGAAAAAACAGAUAAAUAUCCUUUGAUUAUAUCAACAUUUGAUUACUGGGAUAAAGUAUCUAGAAAGCUUGUUAAAGCUAGAGCACUACUGAGAAAUCUGAAACUAUUGAUAAUUGAUCAUAUUGAAUUAUUAUCAACUAUUAAAUAUGGUCCAAUUAUUGAGUCUACAAUAUCUCGUAUACGCUAUUUGAUAUCUCCUCUUGAUAUUGAGUUACGUAUUAUUGGAUAUUCUAUGAGUAUAUCAAAUGCAAAGGAUGUAGCAGAAUGGCUAGGAGUUUCAAAAGAUGGUAUAUUUUCUUUCCAUCCAUCUAUACGUCCAAAUCCAAUUCGCUUAUCUAUAAAAGGAUUUGAUUCUUAUUAUAGAUCUGGACGUAUAUUAUCAAUGAUUAGACAACUCCCAAAAUACCUACAAAAAUAUGUAAUGAAAACACAAACAAAGAUAAGCCAAUCUAAAACUGAAUAUAAGGACAGUCAAUUAGAUAAUAAUGAUAUAGAAUCAGCUUCUACAUUACUAAUCUAUGUACCUGACCAGGAAACUUGCACAAUGGUUGCUAAAGAUUUAUCUUUUAGAAUGAGUGAAUUAAAUAAUAAUAAUUAUUGUACUUUAAGAUCACAAACUUCAAUAAAUUUUGAAGAAUUUAUAAAAAUUUAUGGAAAUGAAAUGAAACUAGGAAAGUUGUUAGAAAUAUGCAUGAUGCUUGGAAUUGGAUUUCUUCAUGAAGCCCAGUCUAAAUAUGAAUUCACAAUAGUUUUAGAAGCCUAUAAAAAAGGUGUAAUUACUGUUUUAAUAGCUACAGAAGAUUUCAAAUGGAAAUUAAAUGUUCAAUUCACAACAGUAAUAAUUAUGGAUACACAACGUUUUGAUGAUGAUAUUUUAGUCUCAAGGAACUUAAGGAGAAUUAUUAAUUACUCUGCCAUUGAUAUGAGUUGCAUUGUUGCAAGAUGCAUUAGACCAAAAUUAGGUGAUAUUGGUAAUAUUAUUUUACUCUGUCCUAGCAGUAAGAAAUUAUACUAUGAAUAUAUAUUAAAUAAUGCAAUUCCAUUGGAAUCAUAUCUUGAAUAUGGAAUAAUUGAUUCUAUAAAUACUGAAAUUGCCUUAAAAGUCAUUAAAUCUAGGCAAGAUUCAAUUGAUUGGAUUACUUGGACAUUUUUUUACAGGAGAUUAUCAAAGAAUCCUACAUAUUAUGGACUAUUAGAUUGUUCACCAAGAUAUAUAUCUGAAUAUUUGUCUGAAGUUCUUGAAAAUGUAUUAGUUACACUCGCAUCAGCUCAAUGUAUUACUCUAUCUGGGGAAGAGAGUGAAUAUGAUGAUGAUUCAGUUAAAAAGGAUAAGUCAACUACAAGUGAUUUGAUCAUUCCUCUGAACUUGAGUUUAAUUCCAGCAUAUUAUUCUCUGAAAGUUAAUAGCAUUGAAUACCUAAGUCAAACAAUUUCAUCACAAGAAACUCAUAUGAGUAUAUUGUCAAUAAUAUCAUCUGUACCAGAGUUACAAGAUCAUUGUUUAUUAAGGAAAAGUGAAAUAUAUAUAUUACAGAAAAUGUCAAAUUACACAAAUAUGAAUAACUUUGAUUCAAUAGAUAUAUCAAUUAAAAUAUUGAUUCUAUUAAAUGCAUAUUUAAAUAGGCUUCCUAUGACAUCAAUUUUGCAUAAUGAUACAAUGGAGAUAGUAAAAUUAGUUAUACCUAUAAUAUAUGCUUUUGUUGAUGUAUCUUGUUCAGCUGGAUUAAUAAAAUCAAGUAUUAAGGCUAUGGAAAUUGCUCAACUGAUCACUCAGGCAAUAUCAAACCCUAAAGAUAAACUAUUACAACUUCCACAUUUAAAUAAAAGUCAUCUUCCAAUAUUAUUAAAGUAUAAUAUAUUUGAUAUUUAUGACUUAAUUGGAGCAAAUGACAAUAUUAGAAUAUCUAUAUUUAAUGAAUUAAAUUUAUCUGAUGAAAAAAUUCACGAAAUUGCAAUAGCUUGCAAUAGAUUCCCAGUUAUUGAAGCUAAAAUUGACAUUGAUGGUGCAACUAAACAACAUGAAUAUAAGAGAAGAAAGACUGAUAAUAACAAACAAGAAGUAGGAUCUGAACUAAAUGAUCAAGGACAAAAUAUAACUUCAAGUUAUCACUGUAGUUGUGGAACAGAUCUUGUACUUUUAAUAGAUAUAACAAGAGAUUUGACUGAUUCUGAAGAUGAAAAAUUAAGUCCUGUUAUUGCACCAUAUUAUCCAUUAGAAAAGGAUGAACAGUGGUGGAUUAUCUUGUUACAAAUAAAAGAUGAUGAACAACUUAUAUCUGGGAUAAGGAGGGUCAAUCUGAAUAAAGAAUUAAAUCAAAUAAAGUUACAAUUUCAAGCAUCAUCUAGUUCUGGAAUUUAUAAGUACCAAUUACUCAUAAUUUGUGAUAGUUAUAUUGGUUGUGAUCAAGAAUAUAUGAUAAAUUUAAAAGUGAGUAUGAAUUAA